Molecule: messenger RNA, 2504 nt
Organism: Aureobasidium subglaciale EXF-2481
Lineage: Eukaryota; Fungi; Ascomycota; Dothideomycetes; Dothideales; Saccotheciaceae
Exons: 3
Coding region: 266-2257 (663 amino acids)
Source: RefSeq, a predicted model, not a curated record
GUGGCUCAAGGGUCCAUUUUUCAACAUCUAACAUCAGAAGGCAACAGCGACUGACCAAAGCUUACGCAAGUGUAAGUCCAGAAACAUCAAAUCGAAUUCCAACUCAACCUAAGAAGGCUCGCUGGCUCGUCGCUCUUCUUCCUUACCAGCAUCGGGACAUUUCAGCUACACGUCACACACGCCAAAUUGAUUUGCCGGCUCGGCGCUUAAAACCCAUCCCAUUUCUUGGUCCAUCCGUCAGCAUGUUAAUUAACUGAACCAAAGGAUGUUGCCAGGUCGUCGACCGUUCAAAGAGGUCAGCCUCAACGUCACUGGCGCGCAGUCAGUCAAAGACCGCUUCCCGAACAGAAAACGAGAUCAUCGAGAGGACACAAGGACAUCAAACGUUCCUUGCAACGUGACCGGGCUAUCUCAUGUCUAUAAUCUUUACUUUGUCGCCUAUCUUGGCAAUAUCUUCGUCUACGAGCCACAGUUUCCAUCACAAAAUAUCGAGCAAGAGCCAGUCUUAGUUAUAGAAACAGACAAGAGGCCUUUUUCACCCAAAGAUCAUGAAAUUUAUGGAGUCUACGCAAAUCAAGGUACCCGAACAAUCAACAGACUUCUGGUACAGCGACUUGGCACAGAGGAGGUAGUCGCAGUUGUCAGAAAUGAUGGCGAUGUGGAAGCUUACUACACACGGCAUAUCCACCAGGCUAUUGAGAAGCGAGCUCAUGAUAAAAAUACCCUCGGAGUGUCCGCAACCGACGUCAGACCAUUCUUCCAUAGGACAGUUGGAGAUAGCGCAUGGGGAUUGGCUAUACAUAGCACGGCUCGCAUGAUUGCUGUGAGCGCCAACACUCAUUGGACGACAGUAUUUACCUUUGCCCUCACCGAUGGCGAACCAGAUGACCAAGAGGAUCCUCCAGAUGGAGAUGAUGUGCAUUAUUUUGCGAUGCGCGGAACGCCACCACCGAACGACAGACGGAAGAACGAUGUACGUAUCCUGGCUCACUCGGGGGGAAAGCAGAAUCUACCGGAUAUUGCAUUCUGCAACACUAGUAACGAUCCUGCCGGCAGAUGGCUGUUGACUGCCGACAUUCUCGGAACUGUGGCCGCGUGGGAUGUGCACAAUCUGCAGCUGAUGCAACUCGUCAACACGGCCAUGAACCCCCCUCUCUUUCCAAUUCCAUCAGGAUACAUGGACACGCGGAACGGAGUCUGGGGUCUUAUGUUCCUGGACCCUUUGUCUUUCCGGGCGGCAGAUACAGUCAAAGAGGCCUUUGGCAUUUCUCCUCGUCAAGUCGGUUUCGAUCUGCGAAAAGAAAAGGACAGUGCCAUUUGGGACUUGAGCAGAACGAUGGAGCAGAUCGAUCAUGUGCGAAGACCGUUCAAGGAUGUUGGAAAGCCAGUCAAGGUACGGAACGGUAACUAUGCAGAUCCGCUAGAAACAUCAAGGCAAGCGCCUAAUGGAUCCCCAAUCCCGGUAAAUGGAUCGUCUCGACGAGUCCACGUGGAGCGGGAGGAUAACAGCAGCGAGGAAGACAGUGAGGGUGAUGAUGAAGACGAUCUCGAAGAUGAAGAUGAUAGCGACGUCGACUAUGCCUACGACUCAGCCGAAGAAACACAUGUGGCGGUGCAGCGACGAGACGGAACCAUCUAUCAGGUCGAAAAGCCAAGACCUGGAGCACGCUUCCGACGCGGUGAGGGCUUGUGUGGCGAUCUGCCCUGUCCCAUCAUGCAACUCUCCUUCCAAGACGUCUACCUCUACCAACCCUCCCUCAACAACAAAGCCUGGGACCACUUCCCCAUGCCUUCCAUCAGACGCCUUUUCCGACAAGAAGUCCCCGCCAUCUUCGAAUCCCCUAAAUUCGGUCGCAUAAGCAUGUACACGCAGAUCCCUAGCUUGGGUGUCGUAAUCAUAGCAACACAAAAGGGCCGUGUAGCCAUCUUAUCACUAACCUCUACCACAACAAAAGUGCUCGAUUACGCCCGCUUUGACCCCUCACAACUUCCAACCGAGAGACCACGGAUAGAGAAACGUGUGUAUGGCUUUAGAGUCGAUCAUAUGUUACCACUACCCAGUCAAGAAGAAGCCGGUCAUCGACCGAAAGCAGGGAUUCAUGGUAUAGCAGUCGGACCUGUACAAGGCACCGAGCAUCUCGAGGAUGGACUCAAGAGAUGGCGGUUGAUGGUCCAUUAUCAAAACUUCGCAAUGUUGGCUUAUGAGAUUGGUAAGCCGAGGAAGGAUACACUGGAUUUGAGUUUGACGGCUCUGUGAUGGAUGGAUGUGUGUUUUUGCGAAUUGCUAGAUCUUUGUGACGACUAGGGGGAUAUACAUGAGACUUGAUUUUCCAGGAGGUACAAGGCCCGUACGUCUAUACCUGCAAACCUGUAUAUCUGUCUUGUUUAAUCAUCUCCCGGGAAAAAGACUCGAUAAGCAUCUUCUUGCCUUGUCGACUUUUCUACUGGAGAAGUUGCACAAGUGAGGAUGUGAUCGUAUCGCUAGGGAGGGGGGGGGGGGGGGG